This is a messenger RNA of Cuscuta campestris, 1586 nucleotides long. Lineage: Eukaryota; Viridiplantae; Streptophyta; Magnoliopsida; Solanales; Convolvulaceae. The record is from the annotation of a GenBank genome assembly.
ACGGCCCAUUCCAAAUCUCCUAGCCGCGUAGACAAAAGAAAAAAAAGAAAGAACCGAAGGAGACAGACGCGAUUGGGAUUUGCCGAUUUGGGAAGAAGCCGAAGAACCAAUUUGACGAUUCUCGACAGACGAGGUCUUGACGCCGCCGGACGCCGACCACCCCGACCUCCAGCCUCCAGGCCUAUGAAUUAUCAGGACCGGCCCUGAUGAAGGGAAUCGUCCCCAAAGGUCUGUUCAACUUCUUGAGACUAAGCACCCUCAAAUCACCUCUUAUGGCUACCAUCUCCACAGCGGCUGAAGCUUUCUCCUCCUCCCCCUCUUCUCUGAAACGUGUUGGCACUCACAAUGGCAGCUUCCACUGCGACGAAGCUCUUGGGUGCUAUAUGAUCCGCCUUACCAACAAGUUCAAGGACGCCCAAAUCGUCCGCACCCGUGAUUCCCAGGUGUUGGAGAAGCUUGAUGCUGUUCUUGAUGUUGGAGGGGUUUAUGACCAUAGUCGAGAUCGGUAUGAUCACCAUCAGAAGGGAUUUGAGGAAAUCUUUGGGCAUGGGUUUGGGACUAAGCUUAGUAGUGCUGGUCUUGUUUACAAGCAUUUUGGAAAAGAGAUCAUUGCAAAAGAGCUUCAAGUUGAAGAAGAACAUCCAGAUGUGCACAGGUUGUUUCUAGCUGUCUACAAGAGCUUCAUGGAGGCUAUUGAUGCUGUAGACAACGGAAUUAAUCAGUAUGACACUGACCAACCUCCCAAAUAUGUCAACAAUACACAUUUAUCUUCACGAAUUGGGAGAUUUAACUUGGAUUGGACUGAACCUGAUCCUUCGUCAGAGAAGGAGAAUGAGGCUUUUUCUCGUGCAAUGUAUUUAGCUGGAAGUGAGUUUAUGGAUAAUGUUCGUUAUCAUGCAAAAUCAUGGUUGCCUGCCCGGUCAAUUGUUAUGGAGUGUCUUGCUUCAAGGAAGGACGUUGAUCCAAGUGGAGAAAUCAUGGUGUUAAAUAGAUUUUGCCCGUGGAAGCUGCACCUGUUUGAGCUUGAGGAAGAGUUGAAGAUUGAUGUGCCAACCAAAUAUGUUCUUUAUCAGGAUGAUAGAAGCAAAAGCUGGCGAGUGCAGGCAGUGGCUGUCUCUCCCGACAGAUUUGAGAGCCGGAGGCCACUACCGUCCAAGUGGAGAGGUCUUAGAGAUGACGAGCUCUCGGAGGAGGUGGGUAUUCCUGGUUGUGUUUUUGUCCACAUGAGUGGGUUUAUUGGUGGGAACCAAACCUAUGAAGGAGCCUUAGCCAUGGCAAAAGCUGCUCUCAAAGUCUAAACCCCAACCAUAGCUGAAAUCAUUUUUUGAUUGCUAGACUGUUUCGAUUCUCUUGUUUUUUUCUUUCUAAAUCUUUAUCAUUGUCGACGCUACUUAUUGUUUUUUCGAACAUGGAGAUCGAAGAGCAUCGUACUCGUUGUUGUUUCUGCAGUUCUUAUUAGCAUAGUUGAUUUCUUGGGUCUUUUUGUGCUUUUUUUAUUUCAUUGAAAACGGAAAAGGUAUAACAGAGGGGUUUUCAUGUUUUGUCCAUUAUACUACAAAUAUUUUGAUUGUUUUGGCUAGUGGUCU